Molecule: messenger RNA, 2871 nt
Organism: Cariama cristata (Red-legged seriema)
Lineage: Eukaryota; Metazoa; Chordata; Aves; Cariamiformes; Cariamidae
Gene: PLG
Product: plasminogen
Exons: 19
Coding region: 45-2453 (802 amino acids)
Biological process (GO): proteolysis
Cellular component (GO): extrinsic component of plasma membrane
Molecular function (GO): serine-type endopeptidase activity; signaling receptor binding
Source: RefSeq, a predicted model, not a curated record
UGCACCGACACACACAACUUCCAGCACCCGCCAGCUGGGCCAAAAUGGGGAUUAGCAAAGCCGCCUUCCUCUUUCUUGUCUUGCUCAGCUCAGUGCAAGGAAACAUACUAGACAGCUAUGUGAGAACAGAGGGAGCUUGGCUGCUUAACCCAAGGAAGCAAAUUUAUAGAACAAAUAGUAAAGAAGAAUGUGCAGAGCGAUGUGAAACUGAAAAUAAAUUUACUUGCAGGGCCUUCUUAUUCACCAGUAAAGACCAACAGUGUUUGACAUUGGCUGAGAACACCAAAACAGCAGUGAUAUUCAGAAGAACAAAUGCAGUUCUUUAUGAAAAAAGAAUUUAUCUUCUAGAAUGCAAGGAGGGAAAAGGGGUGGAUUACAGAGGAACAGAAGCCAAAACUCAGAAAGGUGUGCCGUGCCAGAAGUGGGUUGAUAAUGCCCCCCAUAAACCAAAUUACACACCUGAAAAAUAUCCUGAUGCAGGACUGGAGGAAAACUACUGCAGAAAUCCCGAUAACGAUGUAAAGGGACCCUGGUGUUACACAACAGAUCCUGCUACCAGAUUUGAUUACUGUAACAUCCCUGAGUGUGAAGUGGAGUGCAUGCACUGCAGUGGAGAAAACUACCACGGAGUAGUUGCGACAACGGUGUCUGGGCUUGAGUGCCAGCGCUGGGACUCCCAGCAACCUCACUCUCAUGGAUACCUCCCGGAAAAUUUUCCAGAGAAGGAUCUGAAGAUGAAUUAUUGCCGUAAUCCCGAUGGUGAACCUCAACCCUGGUGUUUCACUACCAGCCUGACUAAACGCUGGGAAUAUUGCAACAUUCCUCGUUGCACAACACCCCCACCAGUUCCUGCGCCGGGGCGUCAGUGUCUAUCAGGAAGAGGAGAAGACUAUCGAGGCACAAUCUCUGUUACUGAAUCAGGAAACACCUGUCAGCACUGGAGUUCCCAAACUCCUCACAGACAUGCUCGCACUCCUGAAAACUAUCCCUGCAAGAGCCUAGAGGAAAACUACUGUAGAAAUCCCGAUGGUGAGAAGAUGCCAUGGUGUUACACCACCAACAGAACCGCCCGGUGGGAAUAUUGCACCAUCCCCUCCUGUGAUGGGACAGAGCCAGAGGCCCCUGCUGUUGAUGUGCCUGAGCAGGCUCAAAUUACUGAGGAGUGCUAUCGAGGCAAUGGUGUGACUUACCGCGGCACAGCUUCUUUCACUCUCACGGGAAAGAAAUGUCAAGCCUGGAGCUCAAUGUCACCCCACCGACACAAUAAAACGGCAGACCAGUUCCCAAACGCGGACCUGAAGCAGAAUUAUUGCAGAAACCCAGAUGCCGACAGCCGCCCAUGGUGCUACACCACCGACCCCGGUGUGAGAUGGGAGUAUUGCAACCUGAAGAGGUGUGAUGACCGUGUACCAGUGACUUUGCCAAAACCUCCUCAGACAACACUGGAACCAAAUCCUGACUGCAUUAACGGUAAUGGUAAAGACUAUCGUGGCACAGUAGCAAAAACUGGAAGGGGCAGGACUUGUCAAGAGUGGAGUUCUCAGAGACCUCAUAGCCACGACUAUUUCACUCCCAUGACUCACCCAGGAGCAGGCCUGGAUAGAAAUUACUGCAGGAAUCCUGACGGAGACGUGAAUGGACCUUGGUGCUACACAACAGACCCAAGAAAAGCCUGGGAGUACUGUGACAUUCCCAAGUGCCCUCCUGCUCAGUAUGAGUGUGGAAAAGCCAAGUUCAGACCAAAGCUGUGUGCUCAAAGGAUUGUUGCUGGAUGUAUUUCGCAUCCCCACUCCUGGCCCUGGCAAAUCAGUCUCCGAACAAGUUUUGGCCUGCAUUUCUGUGGGGGAACUCUGAUAGACCCUCAGUGGGUUCUUACUGCCGCUCACUGCUUAGAAAAGUCCUCACGGCCAUCUGCGUAUAAAGUGUACCUUGGAUUACACAAAGAAAGAGCAUUAGAAGCAUCAGUGCAAAAACGAGACGUUGAGAAAUUGUUCAAGGAGCCACACAGGGCGGACAUUGCUCUGCUAAAACUGAGCAGCCCCGCAAUCAUUAAUAAUCACGUAAUCCCGGUUUGUUUGCCAAAAGAAAAUGCUGUGUUAGGAGGGAGAGAGGAGUGCUACGUGACGGGCUGGGGGGAAACAAAAGGAACUGGUGGUGAGGGCUACUUAAAGGAAACUGGUUUCCCUGUAAUCGAGAAUAAAAUAUGCAACCGCCCUGAAUUUUUGAAUGGUAGAGUCAAAAAACACGAGCUCUGUGCUGGGAAUAUUCAUGGUGGCACCGACAGCUGCCAGGGGGACAGCGGAGGACCUCUAGUCUGUCUGGACCAAGAUAAGUUUGUCCAACAUGGAGUCACCUCUUGGGGCCUUGGCUGUGCCCAACCCAUGAAACCUGGUGUUUACGUUCGAGUUUCCACUUAUAUUCCUUGGAUUAAGAGUGUAAUGGAAAACAACUGAUCCUGGGUAUGGACUGCCCUCUCCUGGAAAGCAGUAUGCACGUUAGAAAUACAAGAUUCCAAGUGCAAUAGUAAAGCUACAAUCAUUCAUAAGAAAGUAAAAAAAAAUAUGAUCAUCCAUUUUAAAUUGCUAUAAAUUAACAGUUAUUGCCAAGAAACCCAACUGACGGUGUGUUACCCUCUUUCUGUAAGUUCUAUGGUUUGCUAUGUUUGACAAUAGACUUACCCACCUCUGAAAUAUGUGUCAAAAAUCCCAACCUCAACUGUACCUGGACAUCUGCAUUUCAGUCUUACAUUAGACUCUAGAAUGACUUUUUCUUCUAAGGUUGACUUUCCCAAGAUAUUGUAUUUCCAACAACUGAAGAAAGGAGAAUACUUCUCUUUUUCUAUGAGUUGCCUGAGCCUCUUACCAAGUUAAU